Molecule: messenger RNA, 4038 nt
Organism: Papilio polytes (common Mormon)
Lineage: Eukaryota; Metazoa; Arthropoda; Insecta; Lepidoptera; Papilionidae
Gene: AP-1gamma
Product: AP-1 complex subunit gamma-1
Exons: 19
Coding region: 82-2727 (881 amino acids)
Biological process (GO): intracellular protein transport; receptor-mediated endocytosis; Golgi to vacuole transport
Cellular component (GO): Golgi apparatus; AP-1 adaptor complex; membrane coat
Molecular function (GO): clathrin-cargo adaptor activity
Source: RefSeq, a predicted model, not a curated record
CAGUACAGUUUGCAUUGUAUGUGUAUCGUGAACUACUGUGUCGUACUGAAAUGUUGAGUGAUAUUUAAUUUUGCGUGUUUAAUGGCAAAUAUGGCUUAUCCAAUGUAUGAAGUCGAUUGGAGUGUUUUGCCGCCAGAACAAAAUAGAAGGUUUAACCCGGCAUUUAACAUUGCUACCAUAAAACAAGUGGUAAAUGAGGCUAUUGAAAGAGUCGCACCGGUUUCAGUGCGGAUGCCCACGCCAACGCGGCUGCGGGACCUCAUACGACAGAUCCGUGCUGCAAGAACAGCGGCUGAGGAACGAAGUGUUGUUAACAAGGAGUGUGCAUAUAUUAGAUCUACAUUUAGAGAGGAAGACAGUGUUUGGAGAUGUCGGAAUAUAGCGAAGCUCCUAUACAUCCAUAUGCUGGGGUAUCCGGCGCACUUUGGCCAACUGGAGUGCCUCAAGCUGAUCGCCAGCCCGCGCUUCACCGACAAACGCGUAGGAUACCUUGGCGCUAUGCUGCUACUGGAUGAACGGCAAGAUGUGCAUCUACUGAUCACGAACUGCUUAAAGAACGACUUAAACAGCAAUACCCAGUUCGUAGUGGGUCUAGCGUUAUGCACGCUGGGCGCUAUCGCCUCGCCGGAGAUGGCGCGGGACCUCGCCUCCGAAGUGGAGAGACUGAUCAAGUCGCCCAACGCCUACAUCAAGAAGAAAGCAGCUUUAUGUGCCUUCAGAAUCAUAAGAAGAGUACCAGACCUAAUGGAGAUGUUCCUACCAGCAACUAGAAGUCUUUUGACGGAAAAAAAUCAUGGUGUUCUUAUCACCGGCGUGACGCUCAUCACCGAAAUGUGCGAGAACAGUCCUGACACACUCAAUCACUUUAAAAAGAUUGUUCCAAAUCUGGUGAGAAUAUUGAAGAAUUUAAUACUGGCGGGAUAUUCACCUGAACAUGAUGUUAGCGGUAUCUCUGAUCCAUUCCUACAGGUGAAAAUCCUCCGUCUACUUAGAAUACUAGGCAAGAACGACGCGGAGGCGUCCGAAGCAAUGAACGAUAUACUAGCCCAAGUCGCUACAAACACUGAGACGAGUAAAAACGUCGGCAAUACAAUAUUAUACGAAACUGUACUCUCCAUCAUGGAUAUUAAGUCUGAAAGUAGCUUGCGUGUGUUAGCUAUUAAUAUCCUGGGCAGAUUUCUAUUGAAUAAUGAUAAAAAUAUAAGAUAUGUAGCGCUGAAUACGUUGUUAAGGACGGUACAUGUUGAUACUUCUGCGGUGCAGAGACACAGGACUACUAUAUUGGAGUGUUUGAAGGACCCGGACGUGUCUAUCCGGCGACGCGCGAUGGAGCUGUCGUUCGCGCUGAUGAACAGCCAGAACAUCCGCGGCAUGAUGAAGGAGCUGCUGGUGUUCCUGGAGCGCGCGGAGGCGGAGUGCCGCGCGCACUGCUCCAGCGCCAUGGUGCUGGCGGCCGAGCGCUACGCGCCCUCCGCCAAGUGGCACCUCGACACGCUCUUCCGUCUGCUGCUCAAGGCUGGGAAUUACCUGCGCGACGACACGGUAUCGAGCACGAUACAGAUAAUAUCUGCGUCAGCUGCGGAGCGGCAGGCGUACGCCGCCAUGCGGCUGUGGACGGCGCUGCAGCGGUGCGCGCUCUGCGGGGACGCGGCAGACAAACAGCCCCUCGUACAGGUAGCGGCAUGGACAAUAGGAGAGUACGGAGACCUGCUAGUGUCAGAAGCCAGUAGUGCUAUAUCAAUGGUGGACGAGGAUGGCUUCGAUGAGUUCGUUCGUCCGUCGGAGGAGUAUGUGAUCGACAUCUACCAGAAGCUGCUGUGGUCGACGCAGCUCUCCAUCACCACCAAGGAGUACCUGCUGCUGUCGCUCGCCAAGCUCUCCACCAGGUUCUCCACCACGCCCAGCCAGGAUAAAAUCCGUGUGAUCAUCGACACGUUCGGUUCUCACAUACAUAUUGAGCUGCAGCAGAGAGGCGUUGAACUUUCACAACUUUACAGACAAUACGCGCACUUACGCCCCGCGCUGCUGGAGCGCAUGCCCGCCAUGGAGGCGCCGGCGGGAGACCGCGACGACAGCGACGCGGAGCACGACCCCGCGCCCGACUCGCCGCAACACCGCGCCGACAGGCCGCAGCCGGACGCACUACUCGACCUCAUCAUCGGAUCUGAGCCGUUGUCCAACGGCGAGGCGGAGCUCCCCGCGCCCGCCGUCGCCAGCGACAACAAUAACACCACGAAUGAUAUCUUGGACCUACUGAGCGGGUUGGACCUGAGUACUCCGAGCAUGGCCCCGCCCGCGCCCGCGCCUGCGCCGCUCGCCAGCGCGCCAGACAACCUGCUCCUAGACGGGCUGUUCUCAUCGCCAACGCAACCUGUAUCACAACCUGAGACGACAGUAACGGCGUUAGAGCGUAACGGGCUGCGUGUGGAGUUCCUGGUGAGCGGCGGGGACACCGCCACGCUGACGAUGCGCGCCACCUCCUCCGCGCACGCAGCUCUCACAGACUUCCUCUUUCAGGCCGCUGUGCCCAGGACAUUCCGACUGGACAUGAUGUCUCCGUCGGGCACGGUGCUGACGCCGCAGGGGGAGAUCACGCAGGUCCUCAAAGUCACCAACCCCUCCAGGACACCAUUGCGGUUAAGAAUACGAGUGUCGUACAACAUCGAGGGGUCUCCAGUACUGGAGCAGGCGGAGGUCAACAAUUUCCCACCGGAGCUGUUCAACUGACGAGCGAGAUGACACCGGAUGACACCGCGGUUGACACCAUGUUGACACCAUGUUCACGACAUACGAAGGGUUGACAGGGAUAUCUGAUCCAGUUAGAUGUCAGAAAUUAACAACUUACAAAUCUUAUUAACUUACUUUCCCUGCGACUUCGCGAGAAUUAAAAAUAAAGUGGCCUACGUGUUCUUCCAGGCUAUUAUCUAGAUCUAUGUUAAAUUUUAUCGAAAUCCAUUCAGCCGUUUAGGCUACAAACACUAACAAACAUCCAUCAUUUGUUAGAAUUUGUAGCCUAAGCAGCUGAACGGAUCCUAAUGAAAGUUGGUAUAGAUGUAGAGGUUAGUCUGGAAGAACACAUAGGAUAUUCAGUUUUUUUAAUAUUAAUUCUACGCGGAUUAAUUCGCGGACGAAAGCUAGUAUCUAAAAAAGACAGUAUGAAAAAAAUCUUGUUAUUUUUGAAAUUGUCAGAUAUCCUUGUUUGUCGAAAUUUCAAUGGAAAUGAGAAAUUAAAUUAACAAAUCACCUUAAAAUAAAAAUUCCAUGUAAACUUUGACGUCUGUCAGAUUGUAAGGCGAUUAACACGCGAAGUGUUUAUUUCGUUUCAGUAUUUGACCUUGUAAUGUUUAUGGAGUUAUUUCAUUUUAACAUUUAUAAUGAUACAAAUCUUUUUUUUUAAAUUACGGCCUUCUAAAGGUAAAAUAGUUUUUUUCUCAUUUCAAUUGAAAUCUGAAUGAAAAACCCCUAAACAGUAACCGCUAGAUAUCCUUUAUGAUAACAUUUUAGCAAUAUUUGUAUAAGUUAUGUGCAAAUAGAGUGAGAUUUUUGACAAGAUAGAGGUAAACAUUAAAUACAUUAACAAUGGAGUUAAUCAAGCCUCUAAUGUCUUUUGUAAGAAAUUUUCAUACUAAUGUUUGUUUUACAUUUUGGUAUCUGGCAGCUUAUUUGAAUUAGGCAAAUUAGAGCCUCAUUCGCAUGAACGUUGUGAGUUUUUCUGUAUAAAGUAUUGAAAAAAGAAUUAUUUUUACAAUUAUUGAAUUUUUGCGAUGAAUUUAUACGAAAAAGUUUGAAAUAAUUAUUGCCUGUCCCAUUAAAUUGUAGAUUGUCUGAUUACACUCCAAUGUGUAAGAUCUGUGAUGGAAAUAUCGGAUUUUGUUAGCUUAACUGAUAGUGAUGUCAUUUUUUAGCUAUCUGAGCCUUUAUCAGCCAGUAGUGGGACAGGCACUUAAUCUCCUAAACUUUAUUAAAUUAUUUAAAUGAUUGGAUCUAAAAUAAACCAGUGUAAUGAUUAGUACUUAAAUUUAUUAGUAAAUCUCGAUU